Messenger RNA from Medicago truncatula (barrel medic), 3185 nucleotides. RefSeq names its product protein NLP5. The transcript is spliced from 5 exons. Gene Ontology annotation, molecular function: DNA-binding transcription factor activity; protein binding. The coding region runs from base 189 to 2990 and encodes 933 amino acids. The record is from RefSeq and is a predicted model, not a curated record. NCBI's taxonomy places the organism in Eukaryota, Viridiplantae, Streptophyta, Magnoliopsida, Fabales, Fabaceae.
AUAAAGAAAUUGAAAUUGCAUUUUUGGUCAUUAAAUAGGAGACCUGUUGAUCAUCUAAAUAUAUCAUAUCAAUUAAGCAAAAGCAUUGACGCAAGGCUCUGCCUGCACAAAAUACUACUUCUUCUUAAUCAUUCAUUCACUCACUACAACUAAUUAGGAGGAUCUGAGAAACAACUUUAAUUAUAAGGAUGGAAUAUGGUGGUGGGUUAGUGGCUGACGGUGGUGUGUUUGGACCGAUGGUGGGAGGAGGAGGAGGAGAUCAAGCAGAUAUAAUUGAGGAGCUGUUGGGAGAAGGUUGCUGGAUUGAAGCAAGUGAGAAUAGUUUGAUGGCCAUGCAGCAAACUACGCCACAAUCACAAUACAUGUCCAACAAUAAUAAUAUUCCUAUGGGAAUGGGAGAGGGAGAUCACUUCAAUCAUCAUCAUCAUCAUCAUCCUCAUCCUCAUCAUCAAAUGGAAUGCACUGCUCCAGCAGCAAAUCAUGAUGAUCAGCAGGAAAGUGGUUUUGUUGUUGGGAAGAGAUGGUGGAUUGGGCCUAGGGCAAAUCCAGGUCCAACAACAUCUGUCAAAGAAAGAUUAGUGGUUGCUGUUGGUUACUUAAAAGAGUACACAAAGAACUCAUCCAACAACGUCCUUAUUCAGAUAUGGGUACCUAUGAGGAGGAGAUCAGCCCUAAUUCACACUCAAAACCACUACCUUCAGCAGGAGUCAUCAUCUGCACCUGUUUCUGUGAAUCCAAACAUGAACGUUCAUGUUCGUUUCUUUAGAAGCCAUGACUAUCCGCGUCAUCAGCAGCAACAGCAAUAUGGAUCUCUUCUAGCACUUCCAGUUUUUGAGAGAGGAAGUGGGACAUGCCUUGGUGUUAUUGAGUUUGUUAUCUCCAAUCAAACCCUCAUCAAUUACCGUCCACAACUUGAUCAUCUCUCUAAUGCUCUUGAGGCUGUUGAUUUUAGAAGUAGUCACAACAUGAAUAUCCCACAAGCAGUAAAGGUAUUUGAAGAGCUAUAUGAAGCAGCGGUGAACGAGAUAAUGGAAGUGUUGGCGUCAGUGUGCAAGACGCACAAUUUACCAUUAGCACUAACAUGGGCUCCUUGCCUACAACAACAACAAGGAGGAGGAAAGGGAAGUAGUGGUGCAUCAGGUUGUGGUGUUUCAACUAUGAGUUGCUGCAUAUCAACGGUUGAUUCAGCUUGUUAUGUUGGUGACAUGGAUGUAUUGGGAUUCCAAGAAGCGUGCAGUGAGUAUCACCUUUUUAAUGGACAAGGAAUAGUAGGAACAGCCUUCACAACAACCAAACCUUGUUUUGCUAUUGAUAUUACUGCCUUCAGCAAAUCUGAAUAUCCACUUGCUCACCAUGCCAACAUGUUUGGCUUACACGCUGCUGUUGCCAUUCCAUUGAGGAGUGUCUACACUGGUUCUGCUGCUGAUUUUGUUUUGGAAUUUUUCCUUCCUAAAGAUUGUCGUGACACCGAACAGCAGAAACAAAUGCUAAACUCAUUGUCCCUUGUUGUUCAACAAGCUUGUAGGAGCUUGCAUUUGCAUGUCGUCAUGGACGAUAAUAAUAAUAAUAAUAUGAAUGAUAAUAAUUCUUCAGCUGACCAUGAUCAUGAUCAAUUCACCUUCCCAACAACAAAUAGUUACAUGCCUUCUUCUGCUUCUGAACCACUAUCACAAGUUGAUGCAGUUUCAGGUUGUUCAACCAAAGACACUUCAUCAUCAUGUUCUUGGAUUGCACAUAUGAUGGAGGCUCAGAACAAGGGGAAAGGCGUCUCCGUGUCAUUGGAAUACCUUCAAGAGCCUAAAGAGGAAUUCAAAGUCACAACCUGCAACUGGGACAGGGAGAGGGAGGACAAUGUCUUUUCAGAAUUCGGCCAAGUACUGCAGCAGCAGCAGCAUGAUCAGAGCAGUAAUUCAAGGGCAAGUGUUGUAAGUGUAGAAGCUGGUGAAGAAUCUCCUGGUGCCUGUGGUCGCCGGUCGUCUUCUUCUUCGAGUGGGAGAAAGUCCGGGGACAAGCGAAGAACCAAGGCGGAGAAGACUAUAAGCUUGCCGGUUCUGAGACAAUACUUUGCCGGAAGCCUAAAGGACGCCGCAAAGAGCAUCGGUGUGUGUCCUACAACUCUGAAAAGGAUAUGCAGACAGCAUGGGAUUACAAGAUGGCCUUCAAGAAAAAUAAAGAAGGUGGGCCACUCUUUAAAGAAGCUACAACUUGUGAUUGAUUCUGUUCAAGGUGCAGAGGGUGCCAUACAGAUUGGCUCUUUCUAUGCCAGCUUCCCAGAGUUGAGCAAUGCAACUGCUAAUGGUGGUGAUGGUAAUGAUAACAGCAACAAUAGCUUCUAUAAUAAUAACCAUGGAGAUGGAAUAGUUACUAGUUUGAAAUCCCCACCCUCUGCUUGCAGUCAGACCCAUGCAGGAAACAAAUUACCUAUGACUACUACUACUGCCAUUAACCAUCAUCAUGUUGUGAUGACAGAAAACCCUACAGGAGCUCCUUUAGGAGUUGAUCAUGCCUUCAUGCAUGCAUCUAAUAUUAAUAUCCAGGACUACCAUCAGCUGCAGGAGGAUCUUGAUACUAAGCAAUUACUGCUACAUUUCAACAACAAUAAUCAAAUCCUACCUCCAAGACCAACUGUGGCCUGGAACAACAACAAUUCUUCAUCAUCAACACUCCUAGAAAGGGGUGCUUUCAGAGUGAAGGCAACUUUCGCGGAUGAAAAAAUCAGGUUUAGCUUGCAAGCAAUGUGGGGAUUUAGAGAUUUGCAGCUUGAGAUUGCAAGGCGAUUUAACCUAACAGAUAUGAACAACUUGGUUCUAAAAUAUUUGGAUGAUGAAGGAGAAUGGGUUGUGUUAUCAUGUGAUGCUGAUCUUGAAGAAUGUAAAGACUUGCACACAUCAUCUCACACACGUACCAUUAGACUCUCUCUUUUUCAAGCUUCCCCUCUCAAUCUUCCAAACACUUUCCGCAACAGCAGCAGCAGCAGUCCAUCCUCCUAGCUAGCUAGCUUACAACUUCUGAUCAUCUGAAUGUGUUGUGUCUGUCUGUCUGUCUGUCUGUAUAUUGUAUAGCAUCCAAAUUCCCAAGCAAACAUAACAUCAAUGUUAGCUCAUAUACCUUUACUGCUUUUCAUUUAAUUACUCGUUAAGUUAGAUUCUGCGGCUUUAUUUUGUUAAUUACACAUCUUGUUGUUU